Molecule: messenger RNA, 1125 nt
Organism: Ceratitis capitata (Mediterranean fruit fly)
Lineage: Eukaryota; Metazoa; Arthropoda; Insecta; Diptera; Tephritidae
Product: farnesol dehydrogenase
Exons: 3
Coding region: 143-892 (249 amino acids)
Source: RefSeq, a predicted model, not a curated record
CGCCCGACCUCUCAUUCAAUCUACGGCAGUCAACGCGCGAGUAUCGUUCCGUACAGCAGAGCCCCAACUCUCUACAAACAUAAUUUAAUUAAAUUUUUCUAAGUGAAAGUAUUUGUGAGAACUUUCCUUUCCCUCCUCGCACAUGAAUCGCUGGCAAAACCGCGUUGCCGUAGUAACCGGUGCGAGCUCAGGCAUUGGCGCGGCCUGUGCCAAAUUGAUUGUGGCCGCAGGCAUACAAGUGGUGGGCCUGGCGCGGCGCACGCACCGCAUGGAGGAGCUCAAGCAAACCCUGCCCGCCGAGCAACAGACACGCUUCCACUACAAACAAUGCGAUGUGUCGCAGGAAUGCGAAGUGAGUGCCGCAUUCGAUUGGAUCGAGCAGACGCUGGGCGGCACAGACAUACUCGUGAGCAAUGCGGGCAUAUUGCGUGAGGGCAAUCUGAUUGAUAUGCCGCUCAGUGAUAUCGGCGUUGUGGUCAGCACGAAUUUGAUGGGUUCGAUUUAUUGUCUUCAAAAUGCUUUAAAGAGCAUGCGUAAGCGUAACUUUCCGGGGCAUUUGAUUUUCAUCAAUAGCACAGCGGGUUUGCCCGGCUACAAUCCAGGUCCGGUGGAACCCAGUUUGAAUAUUUAUACACCAACGAAAUUCGCUUUGAAUGCUGUGAACGAGAUUUGCCGACAAGAGCUGAUCACACUGAAGACGAAGGUGAAGACGACGAAUAUCAGUCCCGGUUGGGUAUCCACUGAGAUCGUUCCGGACGAGACGAAAGCACAGCUGGGUGAUGCUAUACUCCAGGCGGACGAUGUCGCCAACGCCGUUAUGUAUGCGCUCUCUACGCCACCACAUGCACAGGUGCAAGAGAUAACGCUGAGAGCAGUGGGCGAGUGGUUCUAAAACUUAGAAUCAACGUAUUCUGAAAGAAAUGAUAGAGAGCACGGAGCGUUAAACUGAAUGUAGCCCGAUGAGCGAGUGUCAAGUGCAGAGAGCGCGCUGGUAUCGCAUUUAUACUCGUAUAUAUUUUUAAACUUACAAACUUAACAAGUUCUGGUCACUUUGGUGAAUUUAUUUAUUUGGAUUUUGAACUAAAAAAAUACAUUUUUGUUGUUUGCUUUGUUUUUCCUUCUCCA